CCCGGCACGGCCCAACAUUCUCGUCCCACUCCUCCCUCUCCGCGCGCCGCACACCCCAGUCCCCACCAACGCCCGCCGCCGCGGCCCACGCGGCGAACCCCUCCCACCCCGCGCCGCCCGCCCGCCUUCUCCGCUCCGCACAACGGGAGAAAUGCCUCCCUUGAGCCCCCCGCCGCCGCGCCUCAUGCUGAACGCCGUCUCCUGCAUGCGGAACGCGCAGACGGUGCUCCGCGACAUCAACGUGAGCGUGCACGACGGGACGGCGCUGGUCCUGACGGGCGCCAACGGGUCCGGGAAGACCACCUUCCUGCGGAUGCUGGCGGGCUUCUCCCGGCCCUCGGCGGGGGAGAUCCUCUGGAACGGCCACGACGUCACCUCCCCGGGCGUCUUCCAGCAGUACAAGCUGCAGCUCAACUGGAUGUCGCUCAAGGACGCCGUCAAGGAGAAGCUCACCGUGCUGGAGAACGUGCAGUGGUUCGAGCUCCUCGAGGGGAAGCACGGGCGGUCGGCGCCCGCCGUCGAGCUCAUGGGCCUCGGCAGGCUCAUCAACGACAAGGCCAGGAUGCUCUCCAUGGGGCAGCGGAAGCGGCUGCAGAUCGCCAGGCUGCUCGCCAUCGACCGCCCCAUCUGGCUCCUGGAUGAGCCCUCCGUCGCCCUGGACACCGAGGGCGUCAAGCUGCUCGAGUACGUCAUCGCGGAGCACCGCAAGAAGGGCGGGAUCGUCAUCGUCGCCACGCAUUUGCCGAUUCAGAUCGAGGAUGCCAUGUCGCUCCGGCUCCCGCAGAGGUUCCCCCGGAGGAAAACUUUGGUUGAUCUCGUGCGUUGAUGGAGGAGCUCAGAUUGUAGCUGUAUCUUUCUGAUUCUUCUCAAGUCAUAUUUUGAUGCUGCAAUUGUGAUACUUCCUAUCUAUCAAUAUAUACAUAUGCUGGUGGCCCUUUAUGGUUUCUGGUUUUGAUGCAUUCACCAAUUUGGCCAUUUAUGCCACCUGGUGAUAGAAUCUUCUGUUCCUUAUUCACUGUCUAGCAAUUUUAGUCAUCAGAUGUAUAUUGA
Molecule: messenger RNA, 1050 nt
Organism: Brachypodium distachyon (stiff brome)
Lineage: Eukaryota; Viridiplantae; Streptophyta; Magnoliopsida; Poales; Poaceae
Product: ABC transporter I family member 1
Exons: 1
Coding region: 152-826 (224 amino acids)
Biological process (GO): cytochrome complex assembly
Molecular function (GO): transmembrane transporter activity; ATP hydrolysis activity; ATP binding
Source: RefSeq, a predicted model, not a curated record